CGUAAAUUGGUUUCACAUGUAGCUUGUCUGAAAGUGAGGGUGUCGGAUUAUCGGAGGAAUGAGGUCUGACUGUAUACAAGCAAAUUGUCUAAAACCCGGAGAUUCAAAGCCGUUUUCAAGUUUCUAAUUAGCUUAGACUUUGAGAGCGAGACAAUUAGGCCUCCCAUUUAGAUUUCCCACGAUUUGUAGAUGCAUGCAUGCUCAUUCAAUGCUCUUAUACAGUGCUUACUGUGCAAACAUGCACCAGGAAUGCAAUUUUUUGUCAAGAUUGCUGUCAGCUUCUGUUCUGUUCUGGCUGCUGGACUGGUCCACUCCACUGAGAAGCAAUGCCAUAAAAAAGAACGUCUAUCUCCGCUCCGACCAGAGCAGUGGAGAUCUAAUGAUUUGCGAGUCCGCAGACGAAUUUCGUGCUGAGAGGGUUACCCUCUAUCAUGGCACAAGGAAUGAAUAUAAAAUAGGCAACGGCAAGUGUGACGACAAGAACGUCUGCAUUGAAAAGUUCACAACUCCUAGAGGAAGAGGAAAGCUAGAAAUAAAAGGUUUCAAUCCGGAUAUUCAUACGGGAUAUUACAAAUGUGAAAUAAUUCGUCAUAACGGAGAAGUCGAGACAUGCAUAUGGCACGUCUCACUACUUGACGAGAGCCAACUGAACCUGAACGUUCACAAUCAAUCUGAAACGUAUACGUGGGCUGACGUAGACUCAUACGUCGACUCUGCUUUGUCCACAAAUCGUUUCAAAGCGAUUAGAAUUCGUUGCGGUAUUUCUAAGUAUAUACUAGAUGCAACACGAAAGCCACAAAUUGAAUGGUACUACAGCAACAACGUCACAAUUUCCCACAAUUUUCAAGAGCAGCAUCCGUUUCAGAAAAGAUCGUCAGUCUUUCGGACAACCAAAAUCGAAUGGCAAGAUUUGUUUAUUCCUGAACGCGUGAGAGGCAGUCUGUGGAAGGGAGUCUACGUCUGCGCUGCUUUUCAAAGAGAUGGUAACAAAACGCUAGCUGAGAUCGACAAGUUAGAAGCAAGAAAAGUAGACGUUAUUUUAGAAAAUUUCAAUUUUUUUGAAAUCAACAAAAAUUAGAUCUGUCCGUGUAAUUAAAAUGGAAGCAAUAAACAUUUUAGCAAAAUUAGGAACUUUAAGUUAUUGCAUGUUUUUCAAAGUGCAUGACGUUAUGCUGUGAA
This is a messenger RNA of Corticium candelabrum, 1179 nucleotides long. RefSeq lists its product as uncharacterized. Bases 194 to 1078 code for a protein of 294 amino acids. NCBI's taxonomy places the organism in Eukaryota, Metazoa, Porifera, Homoscleromorpha, Homosclerophorida, Plakinidae. The record is from RefSeq and is a predicted model, not a curated record. The transcript has 3 exons.